GUGUUGGCUACUGAAAGUCGCCAUUUCUGUCUCGGUUUAUUCUACUUUUGACGUUUAUUGUUUAAGCCAAUUUUUUUUCGUUUUAGUCCAUUUUAUCGUGUAAGGAUUGCCACUAUGUAUGGAGUUGUGGAAAAGUAAAAAAAUAUUUAAAGAACACAGCCGUAAGAAUACCGGAAGUUAUUAUGGCGCUUCCUCGCUGCAUUUGACAGGAAUCAGUGAUUACAUAUACGCGCUACGAUGUGGACAGACAAGCAAAGAGGAAUCCAACUGUCUCAGGAGAAGCUUCUGUGCAAGAACACCUGCGGCUACUAUGGCAACCCGGUGUGGCAAGGCUUCUGCUCCAAAUGCUGGAGGGAGCAAAUGCGACCCGCGGAAGCCCGCACGCAAGACUCCAGACCCAGUAAUGAUGCAACUCCGCCGACCUUCUCCAAAUUUGAGGAGAAGAAAAAUAUGGAAAAGAGCCGCCGUAUCAACACUAUGAGGAGACUCUUCUGGGGCGGUCCGUCUCCUCCCAAGCAAGAGCCCUCCGAUAGCCACCUGCUCGUGUUAAAAGCCUUCCAGAACCUACAACCAGGAGAUUUCACCGGCUUCCUAAAGAUACUUCGGAGCACAUCCGCCCAGCAGCUUCAGUCCCGAUGUACAACCUUCCUCAAUACCAUGGAAGCUUACCAUCAUUUGCCAGUACAGAAGCUGUCAGACCUUGUGCACGAUUUCUUCCAGUCCUAUGCAGAAUAUUUCAACAGUUUUUCAGAAGCCGAGCUCACACAGACGAUGGAGCACGUGGAGAAGCUCAUCAUGACCCGCUUGCACAAAUGGGUCUUCUGCCAUGACAGCUGUGAUGACGAGCAGAAGGACCUGGCUCUUCAGAGGAGAAUCCGUUCUUUAGCGUGGGUCACCCCACAAAUGCUUGGUGUGCCCUUUCCUGAUAUACAGAGUCCAAUUACCGGGGAUCCCUUUCUUCCUGCUAUAACAGCCAUUAUUGAGAUGGACGCCAAGCGGGCGCCUCAGGACAAACUGGUGUGCGUGUCCAAGUGCAGCCAGCAGGUCUUCGAGGCGCUCGCCGCCUCCAACAGCGAGCCGGCCAACGCUGACGACUUCCUGUCUGCGCUGGUGUACGUGGUGCUCAAGGCCAACCCGCCUCGCCUGCACUCCAACAUGCAAUACGUCAUCCGCUUUGGCCUCCCGCACAGUCUUAUGGCAGGAGAGAGCGGCUACUAUUUCACCAACCUGUCUUGCGCGGUGGCCUUCAUCGACAAACUGGACGGACCGGCACUCAACCUCAGCCCGACCGAGUUCGAAGGCUACAUGAGGCAUCGACGGGGCCCGGCCGCCGCAGGGAGCGUGAGGCAGCAGGCGGCGGAAGGGACGCAGCACCUGCUGGACGAGCUAACGAGCAGGCAGGAGGAGCUGGACCGCGGCGUGGACUCGCUCAACACGCAGCUGCAGAAGUGGGUGCAGACGGUACAUUCCCAGCUCGACGAGACCACCUCCAAGUUCGCCACGGCGCAGAGGGAGCUGUCUUCGUCUUUGUCGUCGCCAACAGGAGAGGAGGUCCCACAGCAGUUGGUGCUUACUGAUCAAUAUGCGGGACCGGACGACUCCGACUGUUAAUCAAACCUCCCAUCCAGUACGGGAUUUUUUUCUCUCAUAUAAAUCCUCAGCACUGAUGUUUUGAUAAAUGAUUUUCAUGAUGAAGGAUACAGCACAGAGCACACAGCGGUGAGGGCGGAUUUUGUAGUUCCACUUUCUUUUUUGCACUCCUAAUGUGUGUCAAAGAAGGAACUAAUCAAUACAUUACAAUGUAAUUACAAGCAAUACUGUACUAAGCACUCAGGUUGUCCCCUCCCCCUCUCGCUAACCCAUGUGUCUAUAUAAUAAUGUCAAAUCUUAAAAAAUGUUAUAAGGUAUAUUUGACAAACUGAGGUCUUUACGGGAACAUGAAGUAACUCAACUAUUGUACUAUUGUAUCUGUGCUAAUGUGCAGGUACACAUUGUUUACACAUUGUUAGCAAAAUCAAAGUGGGGUUGUGUCAUAAUAGAUGAUCAUAUAUUAAAAUUGACACGUGA
Nerophis lumbriciformis (worm pipefish) is the source of this 2067-nucleotide messenger RNA. Its product is annotated as rab5 GDP/GTP exchange factor-like. Gene Ontology annotation, cellular component: cytosol; endocytic vesicle. The record is from RefSeq and is a predicted model, not a curated record. Gene Ontology annotation, biological process: vesicle-mediated transport. Gene Ontology annotation, molecular function: zinc ion binding; guanyl-nucleotide exchange factor activity; small GTPase binding. NCBI's taxonomy places the organism in Eukaryota, Metazoa, Chordata, Actinopteri, Syngnathiformes, Syngnathidae.